CAUCAUCAGUGCUUUUUAGCGCUACGUAGAGAACAGACGGCCUUCCCAAAACACACACACACACGCAUAGGAGGCGAGGCGGCGGCAAAAGAAGAACAAAACGGCAAACCAAAACCAAAAACAAAGAGCAACAGAGGCGGCAGCAACAACAGCUACUGCAAAGGUGACGGAUUCAAAAGCAGCGAAUUUUGAGCGCCAAAAACAAAAGAACGCAACAUCACAAAGAGCAUCACAGUUUUUCAUUUUUUUUCUUCAGUGCAAGUGUGUUUAUAAUUAUAGCUCUGCUGUGGGUGUGUGUGUGUGUGUGCGAGCGUGUAAUCAAAUACAAAUCAGUAAAAUAACAAAAAUCUUGACGUAAUCGCUAAAAUGCAAAGCAAACGACACGAAAACGAGCAACAAUAACAAAAGCGAUUUGAAUUCUUUUUGUGUCGGUUUUUCGGUUUUUAAUUUGCAAGCUUACGGGCGGACAAAAAGAGACGGAACGAAAACACCACACUCGCGUGUUGCGUUGUAGUUUUUGUAGUUAUUCUUGUUUCAUUUUUUUUUUGUCGUGUAGUGCCCGUGUUUGCCGUUAUGCAAAGAUUUCAUUGUUAUUAGUCAGCAAACGUCAACAGGCAGCAACAACAAAGGCAACAACCAAAACGGAAACCUCUUCAAGCUGGCCAAAUUGAAGCGGAAACGGUAGCCAAACUGAAGCACUUGUCGGAGAGCGUCUCGGUGCUGCUGAAGAUCGCCAGGAUCGCCAACAUGGACAACAGCAUCGUCGAGGAGAACGGCAACUCGUCGGCGGCAUCGGGCUCCAAUGACGUGGUCGACGUUGUUGCCCAACAACAGGCGGCGGCAGCGGGGGGUGGCGGAGGAGGAGGAGGAGGUAACCCCCAACAGCAACAACAAAACAACCCACAAAGUACAACGGCCGGCGGUCCAACGGGGGCGACGAACAACGCCCAAGGAGGAGGAGGAGUAGGAGCCACCGUGCUGACCACCACCGCCAACUGCAACAUACAAUACCCCAUCCAGGCGCUGGCGCAGCACGGACUGCAGGUGCAAUCCGUGAUACAGGCCAAUCCCUCGGGGGUCAUACAGACAGCAGCUGGGACCCAGCAGCAGCAGCAGCAACAGGCGCUGGCCGCCGCCACGAUGCAGAAGGUGGUCUACGUGGCCAAGCCGCCCAACUCGACGGUUAUCCACACGACACCCGGCAAUGCAGUGCAAGUGCGUAACAAAAUCCCUCCAACCUUUCCGUGCAAGAUCAAACCCGAACCGACCACGCAGCAUCCGGAGGACAGCGACGAGAGUCUGUCGGACGACGAUUCCCAGCACCACCGCAGCGAGCUGACGCGACGGCCGUCGUACAAUAAGAUCUUCACGGAGAUCAGCGGACCCGAUAUGAGCGGCGCAUCGCUUCCCAUGUCCGAAGGCGUGCUCAAUUCCCAGCUGGCGGGGAGCGGAGCGGGGGGCAAUCCGGCGAACAGCUCCCUGAUGCAGUUGGACCCCACGUACUACCUGUCCAAUCGGAUGUCCUACAACACCAACAACAGCGGGAUAGCGGAAGAUCAGACCCGCAAGCGAGAGAUCCGGCUGCAGAAGAACAGGGAGGCGGCGCGGGAGUGCCGGCGCAAGAAGAAGGAGUACAUCAAGUGCCUGGAGAAUCGAGUGGCGGUGCUAGAGAACCAAAAUAAAGCGCUCAUCGAGGAGCUCAAGUCGCUCAAGGAGCUCUACUGUCAGACCAAGAACGAUUGAAUGUGGGGCCGGGCUCUGGCGCCGCUUGUGCCUCCG
Molecule: messenger RNA, 1779 nt
Organism: Drosophila takahashii
Lineage: Eukaryota; Metazoa; Arthropoda; Insecta; Diptera; Drosophilidae
Gene: CrebB
Product: Cyclic-AMP response element binding protein B
Biological process (GO): regulation of transcription by RNA polymerase II
Cellular component (GO): nucleus; transcription regulator complex
Molecular function (GO): protein binding; RNA polymerase II cis-regulatory region sequence-specific DNA binding; DNA-binding transcription factor activity, RNA polymerase II-specific
Source: RefSeq, a predicted model, not a curated record